Messenger RNA from Molossus molossus (Pallas's mastiff bat), 4509 nucleotides. RefSeq names its product WD repeat and SOCS box containing 2 (gene WSB2). Bases 37 to 1251 code for a protein of 404 amino acids. The record is from RefSeq and is a predicted model, not a curated record. The transcript has 9 exons. Gene Ontology annotation, biological process: intracellular signal transduction. Lineage: Eukaryota; Metazoa; Chordata; Mammalia; Chiroptera; Molossidae. Gene Ontology annotation, molecular function: protein binding.
CGCCGGCCGCCUGCCGCGGGGCCGCGCGCGUCCUCCAUGGAGGCCGGAGAGGAACCGCUGCUGCUGGCCGAACUCAAGCCCGGGCGCCCCCACCAGUUUGAUUGGAAGUCAAGCUGUGAAACCUGGAGUGUCGCCUUCUCUCCAGAUGGCUCCUGGUUUGCUUGGUCUCAAGGACACUGCAUUGUCAAGCUGAUCCCCUGGCCGCUGGAGGAGCAGUUCAUCCCUAAAGGGUUUGAAGCCAAAAGCCGAAGCAGCAAAAAUGAUACAAAAGGGCGAGGCAGCCCAAAGGAGAAGACUCUGGACUGUGGGCAGAUUGUCUGGGGCUUGGCCUUCAGCCCGUGGCCUUCUCCACCCAGCAGGAAGCUCUGGGCGCGCCACCAUCCCCAGGUGCCAGACGGCUCUUGCCUGAUCCUUGCAACGGGCCUCAACGACGGGCAGAUCAAGAUUUGGGAGGUGCAGACAGGGCUCCUGCUCUUGAACCUCUCCGGCCACCAGGAUGUUGUGAGGGACCUGAGCUUCACGCCCAGUGGCAGUUUGAUUUUGGUCUCUGCGUCUCGGGAUAAGACUCUUCGCAUCUGGGACCUGAACAAACAUGGUAAACAGAUUCAGGUGUUGUCGGGCCACCUGCAGUGGGUCUACUGCUGCUCCAUCUCCCCGGACUGCAGCAUGCUCUGCUCUGCGGCUGGAGAAAAGUCGGUCUUUCUCUGGAGCAUGCGGUCCUACACGUUAAUCCGGAAGCUGGAGGGCCACCAGAGCAGCGUUGUCUCUUGUGACUUUUCCCCUGACUCUGCCUUGCUUGUCACAGCUUCUUAUGAUACCAACGUGAUCAUGUGGGACCCUUACACUGGCGAAAGGCUGAGGUCGCUCCACCACACCCAGCUCGACCCCCCAAUGGAUGACAGCGAUGUCCACAUUAGCUCCCUGAGAUCUGUGUGCUUCUCUCCCGAGGGCUUGUACCUUGCCACCGUGGCGGAUGACAGACUCCUCAGGAUCUGGGCCCUGGAACUGAAAACUCCAAUCGCGUUUGCUCCUAUGACCAAUGGUCUUUGCUGCACAUUUUUUCCACAUGGUGGAGUUAUUGCCACAGGGACAAGGGAUGGUCAUGUCCAGUUCUGGACAGCUCCUCGGGUCCUGUCGUCACUGAAGCACUUAUGCCGCAAAGCCCUUCGAAGUUUCCUCACCACCUACCAAGUGCUAGCACUGCCAAUCCCCAAGAAAAUGAAAGAGUUCCUCACAUACAGGACUUUUUAAGCAACGCUACAUGGUCUUACUUUCUCUGCAGCAGGAUAAAUCUCCCUGGCAAAGGAGUAGCUGGAAUAAUGGGCCAAACAUCUGGUCUUGGAUUGGAAUAGAAUUUCCCUGUGGGAUUGUGAAUAGAAUGUAGCAAAACCAGAUUCCAGUGGACUAGUCAUGGAUCUUUCCCCCCCGACAUGUGGAAGUCAGGCAUAGAGGAGGGGAUUCCACUUCUGUGGCCACAGAGCCCGACCUGAAAUCUUCAGUCCACUUAGAAAUAAUUUUGAACUCUUGCUAGUAGUUUUGAUUCCAGGUGCAGUUACUGAUGUUUUGGUUAAGAAGUUGGCUAGGCCUCAAGAGCCUGAGGUAGCAGAGGGUUUAAAUUCCUCCCAGGAGGUGUGGCCGCCGCCCAGUGCCUGCUGCUGUGUGGAUGCAGCAGCGGCCUUGUUUCAAGUUCUCCCGUCAGAUUGCAUGGAUGCUGGCAAGUCUCCCCCUCCAGCUCCCUCCGACCAGCAGGGGUGUGCAGGGAGCAGUCUCUGGCGUGAGGUGUUAACUUCUCUAGAUCGCAGGUGGCUCAGAGGCUGUGCUCCUGACUAAUACACUAUAACUGGCUUCUUUUGUUUUAGACAGUGGUGUGCAUGUGCAGGUGACAAGUUAUAUGCCAGGUUACACAAGGACUAUUCCUAAACUGCAUGACUGUUCAGGUGGCUGAGUUGUCAGUUGUUUGCCUUUCGUUAGCAUAUUUAUUUGCAUUUUCUCAACAGAUGUUAAGGUACAGCUGUGUUUUUCUUGAUGGUAUCUAAAAAUCAUAGUACUAAGUCGAACAGUUGUGAGGUGUCUCCUUAAUCGUGUAGACUCGGUGUUGUCAUCACUUCAGCCGGUAGUGUCGUGUAUGAGGUCUGACUUUGCUGCUGCAUCUCAGAGGACUAAUGAGCCAGUUCCAGCUCUACCCCUAAACACAGUAGCCCCUUAAAAGUACUGUUCUCCUUCAGUGACGCGUAGUUAUCUAGUCAAGACACCUCAUUCAAACAAGUCUGCCUUUGGAAAAUUUAAUAUAUUUUAAAUUAUUUUAAAAGAAAUGCAACAUCGUAUCCUUCGGCUUGCUUACUAGGUGCUCUUUGGAGGCCAGUGUAGCAUGAACCGUGUUGAAGAGGAGAGGACUCUCUCCUCCACCGCCUUUGUUGCUGAAGAAAAGCAUCUCUUUUCAAGAUGACUUUCAUUGAAGGAAAAAGUUAAAAGCUUUUGGCUCUUCGUUUCAUUUUUUCCAUUAGAAAAAAAAUCACCUUUAAAACAAGUGAGUACAACAGGACAGGCAGGAAUGGAUUGGGCAAGUUUUUAAUGUUGUGGUUACCUUAAGAAUCACAAGUCGUGUAGUCUGGGAGGCCCUGGGUGGCUUUCCUGAGGCCCCACUUAGCCACUGGCUUCAGACUUUGCUGGUGUUCUUGGGGAGCGAGUUGUGCUCGGAUAGAAAAACUGACUUCUCCCUUUCGGUGGUGUCAGAAUUCGACACCUUUACAAAGAACAGCCUCCAAAGUUGAUUCCGUGGUGUCAGAGAGGAAGGCUUUCAUACAGACCCAAGUUGAAUAAAUCAGUGUCUUCAUAACUAAGGAAAGGAGUCACUUGUAACACAACCAACCAUAAACUGCUUUAUUUCCACAUGAAGAAACGAUAACAACAGCCUCACGGCUGCAGAGCUCACGCUGCGUCUGCACGCAGAUCCCGGUGCGCUCGGCAGGGGGAGCUCUGGAGUCAGGCUAACCCAUGUGCCCUCCCUGCAUUACACACGUGAGCGCUGGGCAACUGCUGGCCCUGUGCUGUCACCAGAAAGUUCACGGCUGUCCACCAACAAUUAGGAACCUGCUAGUAACUCCUCUACUUCAAGAGGAAAAAUAAAACGACCAGUUUUUAAAGCAAGAGAAUCGAGUCCAUUCCGUGAGUAUAAUAGUUUGGGCCAGAAGUCGGUUAACACCUGUAAAAGCACAGACAUGGACAGUGUCACAGGUUACACUGCACUUUGGAGAUAUCCUGUUACCUCGAGGCGGAGGACAUGUGGGCCGUAUUAGAUCUGAAAGCUUUACCUGUGGGGUAGGCUAGCUUCCUCUCCCCCAAGCAACUAGAAAGGCUAAGAGGCGCACAGGUGAAAGAGGUGCUUGCUUUUUCCUCCUGUAGAACAGUGGGCAGUGCAGUAAGACAGUUUGGACAUCUCUGCUCGGGACAGCCAUAAGGUACUUUUUAUAUAUCUGCCCACCCAUGCCUGGGACAAGAAUGUCCUAAGACCUGGGGUCACUGUGGCUUCACUCCCUGGCCCUGGGCAGCAGUUCGUCCCAUGACCACGUCCUCUGCUCUCUAGUCACUUCGGGCCAAAGCCUGCAGCCCACAGUCCCAGUCAGCUUCUAGGCCUCGGAGACAAUCAGGUCUCUGGUGACUUGAAAGGCUGCGAUGAGGGAGCUCAGCUGAAUCUUCUCAUUGGUGCUAACAGAAAGUCUGUACCUACGUGAGACCGACAGGUAAGAGUGGAGAGCGUCAGACAGCAACCCUUCGACAAGAGAGCAGAUCAAAGACUGAACGUCUGAAGGAGGGUUGGACGCAAUAAAAAUUUACCCUGGAUGUCUAUCUUGUGUGUGUCCCCUAACACUGUCUUCUCUGUCCUAAACACUCAUAACUUUUCCUCACCAGUUUGAAGGAAAAAUCAAGUCUAAAAAUUGUUAGCAGUGUUCUGAACUUUGUUGUAGCUCUACAGAGAUAUGCAGAAUUUUAUGUGAUUAAGGACUAUUUCUUCACCUACAAAAUGUAUUGAGACAUCACAAUGAUUUCCUUCCUCUUCAUUCACUGGGAAGUUUGGGUGAUACAUCUGUGGUUCUGUAUAGUCAGUAAAGCAGGACACCGCCAUGUCAUCUUGCCACCUUUUAAGUGAUUAAGCUAUUGAAAGCAAAACCGUGGCAUUCAUUCACAGUGUAGUGAUCAGAAGUCACCUCAUUUGUACAUUUGAAAACCAAUGGGGGCAAAUUAGAGUUGGCCUAUGUAGACAGUCUUGCCUGUUUAAAUGAUGGCUGCCAGCGUCACUGGGGGCUAGUAACUGCUUACUGCACAAGGUGAAAAACUCGGUUUCUUACACCCCAGUACACUUGAGUAUGCCAAAUGCCCUGGCAGCUGGGCAGCGGACUGUCCCCAAAGACCUGGGGGUCCGCCCUGAAGGAAGCAGGCCUCCCAAACAACAGCAUUUCCGGGGCCCAUGUGGACCAAGCCUCUGAGGUUUUUACUGCGUUGUACCUGUCU